UCAACCCCUCGCCUUCAACAGAGCGAACACCCCCAGACCAUCUCUUCCAAGACCUUAAUACACCUGUGUUGAGUGAACGAUACGCUAUACACAUCACAAACUCAACGAAAAGAGACACAAGAAGAAAAACAACAACCCCGUUCGUCUGUCAGUGCAACACCAGUGCUAGAAAAUCCUCAGAAUAUGCUGCGAACGCUCCGACCUCAGACCUACGAGGCCCAAAUGCCGCGACUCGUCUCAGACUUCUACGACUACAACGCCGAGGAGGACGAAUUCGCCGCCAGUCUCCUAGCCGCCCACUUCUGCGGCCUCGUGCACAGAGCUCGCAAGAACAAGCUGGCGCAGCUCACCAGAGAAUCUCAGAAUGCAGCGUCUAACGCCCAGGAUCCUGCUAUGACUCCCUGGCUCACCAAGCUUAUUCCCUCGAUGAAGACCCAGGUGCCUGUGUAUCUCCCUCGCAAUUUCGUGGCGCGAGUCGUGAGGGACGUCAUGAGGAUGAGCGAAGGAGAAGUUUAUGGCAUCAGAGGCUGCACUCUGUUCCUGGAUGUGCUCUCCGGGAACAAGAGCGUAUGUCUCGGAAAGAUCGUGUGCGACCCGAACACGCCCACGACAUGUACCAUCCACAUUCUGAUGACCCGAGUUGACCCGCCCACCGACAACGUGGGAUUCAACCUCUUCGGGAUCAAACUGCUGAACAGCCAGAAGGACGCCGUGUACAUCAGUCCCGGCUACACCGUGGAGAAAAGACGACCCAAGUGCUCGGCGCGCUAACUACUUUCUCUUGAUAUUUCUCAUCAUAUCAUGUCAGAUUGUUUCCCUUGGUAUCUCUAGUCAUGCCGUCGCAUUACUCCAUUACAUUAUCGCGUUAUCAUUGUACUCAUACAUUGUGUGACCAUCAGUGGCCUCUUCAUACCGAAAUGUGAUAUUUUUGAUAGUUUUUUAAGAAUAAAACGGUUAUGAACUUUAA
Penaeus indicus is the source of this 967-nucleotide messenger RNA. RefSeq lists its product as uncharacterized. The transcript has 5 exons. Bases 184 to 771 code for a protein of 195 amino acids. Gene Ontology annotation, cellular component: cytoplasm. Gene Ontology annotation, biological process: negative regulation of signal transduction; regulation of TOR signaling; apoptotic process. The record is from RefSeq and is a predicted model, not a curated record. NCBI's taxonomy places the organism in Eukaryota, Metazoa, Arthropoda, Malacostraca, Decapoda, Penaeidae.